This is a messenger RNA of Symbiodinium sp. CCMP2592, 1977 nucleotides long. NCBI's taxonomy places the organism in Eukaryota, Dinophyceae, Suessiales, Symbiodiniaceae. The record is from the annotation of a GenBank genome assembly.
AUGGCCGACGAUGUGGCAACAGCAAAAGCCGUCGCUGCUGCGAGUUGCAUAUCGAAGACUGGAGGUUCAGGAUACGUCGAGGCUUGCCAGACGGAGACGAAGGUGUUUAGCAAUCGCGAAGCCAGGAACUUUGCGAGAAAGACCACAGCCAACUACCUGCUUAGCAUCAGCGAGGAUGCUUGCUUUGUUUCACACGCGCGAGAAAGCCUAAACGUUCGGGAGUGGCCGCUGCUGGCAAACUUGCGCGCCGGUGCGUGGUAUGCACCAACAGAUUCCGUGGAUGCCACCUGCUACUUCAAAUCAAUGGAUGGUCACAGGAAUCAGUGGGACUUCAGCAUCGGCCGCUUGAACCUUCGCGUUGCGCACAUGGCAGCAGACUCUGGCGGAGUCGUCCUGGUCGACUGCACCGGAAAUCGAAGGAAGACCUUCCCGGACUCCUUGAGCAAAACAGUACCCAUCUGGACCGCAGUGCUGCAAAGCAUGGUGGCCACAUUGAAGGUGCCAGGCAUGGGUGCCGAAACAUUCCCAGACCCAGAUGCCUUUCUUCACUUACGCACUGCGGAAGCAGAACGGCCUGACAUCUCGAAGCUCCUGCCAGAGUGGAUCGAGAAGCUUCGCAAGAAUCUUCCAGAAGCAGAAGCUAUGGAGCUGGCAGCUGCUCUGAAGGGCCGAAAGCUUCGACCAUUCUGGGUUUGCCCAACAGACGACUUGAACAAGCUGAAAGAUGAACUCGAUGCUCUGAAAGAGGAGCAUGCCGUAGUUUUGUGCGUGUCGGCGUCGAAGGUGGCAGGGAGCACCACUUACAUCCAGGGAGCGGGCGAUGACGAGGAGGCCUGGGCUCGGCAGCUGGGCCUCAGCCCGGCGCGCUUCUGGCGCCACGCGGAGGAGCUUCUGGAGCUGGCGCGAAGCACGCCUCAGGAGGUGGAUGCUGCCGUCAAGGCUCUACCGGCAUUGGAUCAAAUCCAGGACCUGCCGAUGCAGGACACAGGCAAAGUUCCUGUGGAGGUCCAAGUGGCCUCCCUAUCCUUCAUCGGUGGCACAGGGCUCGCCGUGGGCAACUUUGCAUCCGCAGCUCCACCCGGAGUCUGGGACUCUGUCGACGCGGUGCUGAAUUGCGGAGGCGAAGAACAUCCGGAGAUGAAAGGUGAUCCUCGGUACCUGCACUUGCCUGCAGCUGAUGAGAAGAAGCACGAUCCGACCAAGCGCUGGUGGCAGGAAGUGCUGCUGCCCCGGGCGCUCAGCUUCAUCGCGAGGGGCCUGCAGCGAGGGGAGAAGGUACUGAUACACUGCAGCCGGGGAGACAACAGAUGCCCUGCGGUUGCAGCUGCAGCGUUAGCGGCUUUCUUCGGGCCUGGCGGGACUGGCUCCUUCCAUCUCGCAAAGCUCAGGCUGGAGAAGGCAGACUUGCGCAGGUGCUUGGUCAUGGUUCAGUGUUAUCAUCCCGACUGCAUGGUGCCCAGACGCAUCAUGCAGUUCUUGAACUUGUUCUUCGUCACCGAGGAUGGUGGCUGGUCAAGCUGGCAAAGUCAGCCCCAGACCGAGCAGGAGCCGAUGGAUGUGCAGGCGAGCCGCCCGAGCCGCCCCCCGCUUGCAGUUUCGACGCAGAGACCUGCUGCUGACGAGGUGCUUACGGACCAAGGCUUCGCACUGUACAUCAGUGGUGCCUUUUUCGCCCAGAGCUUGCCGUUGCUGAGGCAACUUGGAGUAAGUCACAUCGUCAAUGUCACCAAGGCCCCGAACGCUUUUGAAGGCAAGUUCACGUACCAUCAAGUUGCAAUCGAGGACGAUCGAUCCAGCAAUCUCCUCCAAGUUCUAGAUGCAGCGUUGGCAUUCAUCCACGGUGCCCGGACACAGAGUUGCAACCGUUGCGUCCUGGUGCACUGUCGCGAAGGUGUUUCCAGGUCAGUAUCAGUUGUCCUGGCAUAUCUGAUGAGGUUUGAGCAGCUCUCUCUAAGGCUGGGUUUCUCCAGCAGCUGA